Molecule: messenger RNA, 863 nt
Organism: Ochlerotatus camptorhynchus
Lineage: Eukaryota; Metazoa; Arthropoda; Insecta; Diptera; Culicidae
Gene: Naxe
Product: NAD(P)HX epimerase
Exons: 3
Coding region: 21-824 (267 amino acids)
Cellular component (GO): mitochondrion
Molecular function (GO): NAD(P)HX epimerase activity
Source: RefSeq, a predicted model, not a curated record
AACCGGCUCUUUCUUGAGUGAUGAUUUUGAAAAAUAUUUUCUGUGAUUUAGUAAAAAUUAAGCAACUACGACAACCAACGGCCUUUUCCGCACUGUAUCGAACCAUCUUUACGACUAUCGACAAGAUGAAAUACCUAAACCAGCAGGAAGCCAUCAGCGUGGACGAGGAACUCUUCAACGAGUACAAAUUCAGCGUAGAUCAGUUGAUGGAGCUAGCCGGCCUGAGCUGCGCUCACGCCAUCAACGAUUGUUAUGGAUCCAUGCCCAGUACCAACAAACGAAAGGUCCUGAUAUGUUGCGGUCCUGGAAAUAACGGAGGAGAUGGCCUUGUGGCCGCUCGACAUUUGACGUUGAUGAACUUUGAAGCUCACGUAUACUAUCCGAAGCGCACGGAGAAAGAUCUGUUCAUCAAUUUGCAACAUCAGUGUGAAUCUAUGGGAAUUACGGUGUCCAAAGAGUGUCCCAGCUUGGAAUGGGUCGAUCGAGAGUUUGGACUGAUUGUGGAUGCUCUAUUUGGAUUCAGUUUCAAACCUCCAGUCCGGGAGUCGUUUGUGCCGAUUAUGGACGUUCUGAAGCAAAGCAAAGUGCCGAUUGUAAGUGUGGACAUUCCCAGUGGAUGGCACGUGGAGGAAGGUCCACAGGAUGAGCACAGCAUCAAACCGGAUUGUCUAAUCUCGUUGACGGCACCGAAGCUAUGCGCCAAAAAAUUAGCGAAUGCGAAACACUAUCUCGGUGGACGGUUCGUUCCACCGAAAUUGCAGGAAAAAUAUGCAAUGCAAUUGCCUUCUUACGAUGCCAACAAUCUCUUCGUUAAGCUUUCUUAAAGUGCUAUUUUUUUCUUUUUCGGAGGUUUUGGGACUUUA